This is a messenger RNA of Acanthochromis polyacanthus (spiny chromis), 5855 nucleotides long. RefSeq names its product myelin regulatory factor (gene myrf). The record is from RefSeq and is a predicted model, not a curated record. The transcript has 27 exons. Gene Ontology annotation, molecular function: DNA-binding transcription factor activity; sequence-specific DNA binding. Gene Ontology annotation, biological process: protein autoprocessing; positive regulation of DNA-templated transcription; central nervous system myelin maintenance. NCBI's taxonomy places the organism in Eukaryota, Metazoa, Chordata, Actinopteri, Pomacentridae. Gene Ontology annotation, cellular component: nucleus; endoplasmic reticulum membrane. Bases 600 to 3731 code for a protein of 1043 amino acids.
CUUACAUUCACUUGAAGUUUCCAGAGCAGCAGUCUGGCGCACAUCCCUCACCUGCCUCCUCUCCUCCGACUCUGCUGCACACAUGCUGUCUGAGAGGCAAACGAGGAAGAGAAUCAGCCUCAAGGACUCUGGAAUCUACUUUGAACAACUUUAAACGCACACCUCAAUUUCGUAAACCUCGCAUUUUACGCUCAGUUUGCGCCGUUCUCUUCCAGAGCCUGAUGAAAAACUCCGAGAAACAAAGUUUAUUAUUAUGACUCUUGCGGCAGCUGAGGUGAAGGUGCGUCUGAAGGCACAUUUCUUCUAUGGAUUUCUGUUGGCACUUUAAUUGAAGAAAUCAGCCGAGAACUUUACAAUUGUGUCCCGAAGCGGAGCGUCAGUGGAGGCGUUUGGCAAUAAGCAACAUCAAUUCAGUGCCAAGUGGCUGAACAGGAGGCAGAAGUUGUGCGCAAGCGGUGGAUUUAUGUGAAGUGAAACCAGAAGACGUCGGUUAAAAAUCUGGAUUCCGUGAUGUAUAUGUGAAAGUUUCCCCCAAUCCGAAUUCAUUUCGUUCGGACAAGGGGAAACUUUAAUGGAUUUUUUAUGUGGGACCCGCUAGGAUGGACGUGGUAGAUGAAACAGAAGCGUUACAGAGAUUUUUUGAGGGUCAUGAUAUUACCAGUUCUCUGGAGCCAGCCAACAUCGACACCAGUAUCCUGGAAGAGUACAUCAGCAAGGAGGACGAUAGCACUGACAUCUGUUUCUCAGAGGUCCACAGCACCCCAGGACCAAAUUACUCAUCCCCCCAGGCAGGAGUGUCCUCCUCCGGAGGGUUAGUGUGUGGUGUGAGCCCCCCUAUUCCACUGCGCCAAGGAGCCCCUCCACCCGGGCCUCCUAGCUGUCAGAACGCCUACCCCCCAGGUCCAUCCCUGGGCCUCCGACACAGCUACCCCUGCCUGGGACAACAGCAGCAGCAGCAGCAUCACCAACAACACCAGCAGCAGCAACAGGGUCACGUCAAACCUGAACACAGGGGCCAUUACGCUCCAGGGACACUACCUGAGUCCCCUCCAGACUCCAGCUCUGAGCCGUACUCUCCUCAGCAGGUGAAUGAUCCUCACAUGAUCAGGACCAUGACACCAGAGAACAUGUGUCAGAUGACUCCAACGCCACCCCUCCCGCCGCACGGCCACUAUCCCAGCAUGCAUCGGGACAUGUACCUGAAGCCUGAGCCCAUGAUAUCGCAGUAUCCUAUUGGUCCAGCCACGAGCGGAAGCGGAGACAUGCAGCAGACGCAGAUGCUCCAUCAGUUACUGCAGCAUCCUCAGGGCCAAGAUAUGUGUGUUUCUGUUUCCUCUCACAGCAGCAUCCCAGUUCAUCAGGCUAAGAAGAGGAAGCACUCCGACUCUCCCAACAGCACCCUGAAUUCCCAAAUCCUCACAGGUAUCAUCAAACAGGAACCAGGUUUAAUGCAGGAUGCAGACAACGCCUACCUGGACCCAAAUUAUCAGUGCAUUAAGUGGCAACCUCAUCAGCAGAACAAGUGGACUCCACUAUAUGAUGCCAACUGCAAAGAGCUUCCAAUGCCAACGUACCGUGUCGAUGCCGACAAAGGUUUCAACUUCUCCUUGGCUGACGACGCUUUUGUGUGCCAGAAGAAGAACCACUUCCAGGUCACAGUAUACAUCGGCAUGCUCGGAGAUCCUAAAUACAUCAAGACAAGUGAUGGACUGCAGCCCAUUGAUUGCUUCUAUCUCAAGCUCAAUGGAGUAAAGGUGGAAGCGAUGAAUCAGUCCAUCAGUGUGGAGCAGUCACAGUCUGACCGCAGCAAGAGGCCUUUCAAGCCAGUGCUCGUCACUUUGCCCCCAGAGCAGGUCACGAAGGUCACAGUGGGGCGGCUCCACUUCAGCGAGACCACAGCAAAUAACAUGAGGAAGAAGGGAAAACCGAAUCCCGAUCAGAGGUAUUUCAUGCUGGUGGUGGCGCUGCAUGCUCAGUCCCACAGUCAGAGCUAUACUGUGGCUGCUCAAGUGUCUGAGAGGAUCAUCGUCAGGGUAACGUCUGGCCAUGCAUCCAACCCGGGCCAAUUUGAAAGUGACAACGAGGUGUUGUGGCAGCGAGGCCAACUGCCAGACUCAGUCUACCACCACGGCAGAGUGGGGAUUAAUACAGACCGACCCGACGAGGCCCUUGUUGUCCACGGCAACCUGAAGGUCAUGGGAUCUCUGGUUCACCCGUCUGACAUCAGGGCCAAAGAAAAUGUCCAGGAGGUCGACACCACAGACAAUUUAAAACGGAUUUCUCAGAUGAGGCUGGUCCAUUAUCAAUACAAGCCUGAGUUUGCUGCCACCGUGGGCAUAGAGAACACUGCAGAGACCGGAGUGAUCGCACAAGAGGUUCAACAAAUCCUGCCUGAAGCAGUAAAGGAGGGGGGUGACGUGGUGUGUGCCAACGGAGAAACUAUCCCCAACUUGUUAGUUGUCAACAAGGAGCGUAUCUUUAUGGAGAACGUCGGAGCAGUGAAGGAGCUGUGUAAGCUGACAGACAACCUGGAGACUCGUAUUGAUGAACUGGAGCGUUGGAGCCGUAAACUGGCCAAACUACGUCGUCUUGACAGCAUGAAGAGCACCGUGAGCGGAGGCACUGUCAGCCAAUCAGGAAGCUAUUUUAGCAGGACAGGGAGCGGCCCACUCAAAAAGAAGCCAGUCAAACCUGGGAGCAAGAGCCCGCUUCCAGAUCAGGGCUGCAUCAGUCAGAAGUUCAUGCAGGGGACCAUCCUGGCACUGGUCAUUGUCAUGGCCUUCAGUGUCAUUUCCAUGUCCGUCCUCUAUGUGCUCACUCUUCACCAUAGAGGAGAUGUCACCGAGAAAGAUGGCUAUCUUCCUUCCUGUGUUCUCUACAUCUCUUGGAUGCCCAUCUUCACUGCCACUGUAACUGUCUGUCCGCCUGUCUGCCCAUGGUCAAGUGCUGCACUGGGGUCCUCACGCAAGAGUCCAAAUACUCCAAUGUCAACCACUCCCGAACCAGCUUGCUGUUCGACAACAGCCGUAAACAACCAAUCAGCUACCGUGUUGACACUGAGUAACAACCAAUCCACACCAGGUUUAGGAAGCCCGGUUCCCACACCAGCCACUAUUAUGAAGAAGGCCAAGUCUAGACCAAUGGAGAAGGAUGGCCAUAAUAGAAACCGUCUGAGUCACACCUCAGCGCCCAUGUACUUCGCCAAGUCCAAAAGGCCUGCUUCUACAGACCUGGACGGCGCGGGGGCCAACAACCGCCUGCCUGGGGGGCAGCAGCCAGUGCCACGCAGACAACGCAGCCUCCAUACAAAGGGAGGAAGGUCAGCUCCCUCUCUCAUUAGUGUAUAUAUCGUGGAGACAAACCAAGAAAUCACAGCACAGAGUUGCGCAACAGCAGAGAGCUGCAGCUAUACAAUAUCACUUCAUGGAAAAAGAAAUUCCUCCAUCUCACAAAUCACUUUGCACAUGAUGUCCACAAACAGCAUGUGGGUACGACAAUGUGGAACAACCAGGGGACGGUUAUGUCCCAACCACACAGAAACAGAGCUGUACAGUGGACAGAGGACAUCAGCAAAGGGGACUCAUCAUCUGUGGUCACUGCCUGUUCUGUCCUUCCAGGACGUCACAUAUCACUUCCGUGUCUCCCAGUCCAGUGAAGUGAGCUGUGCCACCGAUGAAAAACCCUCAUCAUACUCUGACUACCAUUUUAUCAUUCAGAGCAGCUGUGUGUGAGGAGGAAAAUGAUGCAUCCCAGCGCCUUUACAGUACACCACGUUUCUCCAUUGCAGUUCGACUUCUAUGCUGUUGUGAUAGGAUAGGGCUUUGUUUUAUUAUUGUACAUUAUUUUAAAGGUAUUCUUACAGAACAAACUAUAUAUUGUACCACUGCUCCAACUGUAAUUCCCUCCAUAUGUAUAUGCAUUAAGACAUCUCUUUUUGCUGUGAUCACUGGAGUUCUAAAGACUGUCAAAGUUUUUUUUUUCUUUCCUGUCACUGGAAAUGUUUUUGCCACUGUCAACUGUGUUGCGUCACUGUUAACUGCUAUUGAAAAUUAACGUCCAUGAGUUUCUAGCUCAUUUUUUUUGCUGAUCACUACGUCUGCCAUACUUAAUAUCAACAAUAAUUACUUUUAGCAACAAGUUCAGGCUAAAAUGUUGUAGAUGACACUGCAUACAUUUUUGUUUUCCUUUGUAAUACUAUGAAUCUGUAUGUACACUGAAAUUGGUGUCACCUGAAAGCAAAAAUACUUUUCAAUAGUUUUAGACACUGGAGAGGAGCCUCAGUGAAUCGUUGCAUCUCGCGUUAAGAAUAUACCUCAGUAGUGCACACUGGCAAAUCGUGGCUCUCUGCAGCGGAAUUUUGUGUUGAGGCCGCUGCAGUCGACUCCACUGCAUCUGAUUAAACACUGUACACAGAGAGACAUACUUUGGAGUAUUUCUAUCUCAGGUGUGACACUGUAUGAAACAUCAAGAUGUUACAGAUAAUAUUUGUGCAAAUGACUACACUGAAAACGUUCCUUAAGUGAAGGCACACAUUUGAAAGACUCCCGAGUCAUGAUUAUUUUUAGCUGAUUCACUGGAUGAUCUGUGUUAAGACUGGAGAAGUAAACAAAAUGUACAUGUAUAUACACUGACCAUUCUUACCAUCUGAUAGUGGAAAUGCAAGAGGUCCAACACUGACAAUAUUUCAAGAAACACUGGAAUAGCUUAUACUGUAUUUUUUGCUAACUGGACAAUGGUGGUAAGGCAAUAAGUGGCAUAAAUCAUUUCAGGUGCAUGCCCAAUCAUUUCUCUAAAAUGAUGCACCGUUGCUCAGAAGCUGCUUCAGCUUGGAAGAUCUAUUAUAUGCCUUGAUCAUAAAGCUGAAAAGAAGUUUAUGUACCAACGGCGCAGCGAUGAAAUUGGAUAUUAUACACUGGAUUCUUUCAUGCUUUCCUCUAGAUGUUGAAAAUAUUUUUCCUGUGCCUGUACAACUAAGAAUAUGCAGUAAUAACAACUUUAAUAUGAAUUAUAUGGGGUUGCUUUUUUGUAUUACCUUUUCUUGUCUCAGAAGAAUUCUUCACCAAAUUUCACACACUAUGCUUUAGUUGUGUUUGUUGAUGUUUGCUAUUAAAUUCAUAUUUUGUCUGUCUGUCUGUAUUCAGAAAAAACACACACUUGUAACUCAAAUGUAAUAUCGAUAUUAAAUAGGAGGAACAGCCAUCAGACAAAGUUUAUGAAAUUUAUAAUAAUGUCAAGACCUUGUACAAUGCUUUCAGCUAUAAUUAUUAUGUCUUCAGUGGGUAUAGAGUACUAUUUUAGCUUAUUUAUAAUGCACCAGCUAGCAUAAUGAAACCACUGUAGCACUUUUUGCACUGUAUAUAUAUAAAAAUAUAUAUAUGAACUGCUUUUGCUGUAUCCACUGCACCAGUCUGGUGUCAGAUACUCUGAUAGAACUGCAUUACAUAUAACUGUAUAGCUUCAUUUUGUUACUACCAAUGCUCCUUUUUAUCUGAUGUGUUUUACCAUACUGUUUUUAUCACUGAUUUUUUUUUAUCAGUAAUAUUUUACCUUUUACCCAUUGAAUUAAUUGACACACACACACACACACACACACACACACACACACACACACACACACACACACACACACACACACACACACACACACACACACACACACACACACACACACACACACACACACACACACACACACACACACACAGUAAAGAAAAAAAAAUGGCAAACUCGUUGGCAACAUUAAUAUUACUACUUUUUCUUUAUAGGCCAUUUUAUCAUUACAUUUUGAAAGCUCUUGUUGUCAAAAAUAUGCUGUAAUACUAUGAAUGCAUGCAGUAAAUAAAUUUGUGAUUGAA